AUGUCCAAAUCUAUCUUAGAUCUUGAAGAAACACGAGAAAAACGUGAUAUUACAUUUGAAAAAAGUAUAAAAAAUUUACAAAAUGAAUUUACAACAUUAAUAUCGUCAGAUUGUUAUUAUUUCACACAAGAAAUAUGCGAUCAAAUUAAAAAUAUAAAUCAUGCAUUGAACAACAUUAAAUUAGAUCAUGAAUUUCAAGUUGGAUCUAAACAAUGGGCUAAACAAUUUGAUUCUGAAAAACUGAAACAAAAUGAAAAAGCUGUAAGUGAUCUCAUUAGAAAGGGACAUGAUCUUACUGGACAAUUUAAAAUGUAUUUACGUAAAGAUCUUGUUCAAACAAAAGAGGAAAAUCAACUAAGAGAACUUCACAGUUGGGCUCGCGACAACCUUUUGGAAUAUUUUCGAGCAAUUCAUCCUCAUGCUGUGAGUUCUCAUUCUCGACUUGAUAACUUGGCGCAUCACUUAGGCGUAACCGAUCGUUACGUUGGAUACCGUAAUAACUUGACACGUGGCGCAGGUAAUGUAUUUGACACUCAUCUUACAUGGGCCGAUAGAAAAUUAUCAGGAUUAAAAACAGCCGGACAAUUGACACCUGAUUGGAAACGCUGGACACAUGCGUUUCGACACUAUGGUCCAUCUGCAACAAAUGCACAUAUAAUUCAGUCAACUGCAUGUGACAAUGUUCAACGAUCAAAUAGCAUGUAUGGUAAUCAAAAAACAUUAGGCUAUUUAGAAUCGGGCAAGAGACAACAAUUAUCAGAAUUUAAACGUCCAAGCACAACGCCUGUGACAUCUCGUAGUUGUGCAAAUUUUUACCAUCAAAAUCAGUCUCAAGAUUCAGAAUCAAUUGCACGAAAGGCGGGUAUUAAUCCAUACUUUCCAGGAAGCAGUGAAUAUAUGGAUCGUUAUAAAAAACAGGAAGGAUUUCAAUAUUCACCAUUCAUUAUCAAUCCACAGCCCGAUUUUACUCUACAAGGACGACCAUUAACCUAUUUAGAGCCUGAUUCGUUAUGUUCAGAAUAUAAUGUUCGAUACGCAUGGCCAGAUGCUUCAAAGAUCGAAAAGUUUCCUUGGUUACGUUAUUCGUGA
Didymodactylos carnosus is the source of this 1089-nucleotide messenger RNA. The record is from the annotation of a GenBank genome assembly. Lineage: Eukaryota; Metazoa; Rotifera; Eurotatoria; Philodinida; Philodinidae.